AUGGAGAGAAGACCUAAUCUGGAUGAUUUGACAAACAUUGAAAUCAUUGAUCGAUACCGUCUUGAUCGUGAUGGGAUCGAUUAUGUGGAAAACAUAUUAUCAAGACAAAUAACGCCAAAAGCGUAUCGAAACCAUGCCAUCUCUGCAAGGCACAAACUACUUAUAACCUUAAGGUAUCUCGCGACUGGUCCAAUCCAACUGAAUGACUGCGACAUUCAUGGUGUCAGUCAACCGACUGUUUCAAGAGUACUUGGAGAAAUGCUGAAUGUCUUGUCAGAUCCAAGGCUGGAAACAGUGCAGGUGGUUGUGGAUGGUGAAGACAAAAUCAUCGACAUUGUAGCCCGCUGGCCGGGAUCUGUUCACGAUGCCAGAAUUUUGCGAGAAAGUGGCCUAUCCCAGCUCUUAGAUAAUGGGUUUGGAGGCCAUGAACAGUUCCAUCUACUGGGUGAUAGCGGCUAUCUUAGUAAGCUUACAACAGGUAUGCAAAGCCACAAAACAACAAGAUCCAGGGUAGAGAAAGCCAUUGGACAGCUGAAGAGGAGAUUUGGUGUGCUCCAUACAGAGAUUACCCUUUCACCAGAAAAGGCCUGCAAAGUAGUCAUCGCUUGUGCUGUGUUGCACAACCUGUGUAUAGCAAGAGGGAUUCCAUUUGCUGACAACCAAGAUGAUGACAAUGGAAAUAACAACAAUGGUGAUCCAAGGCCACAAGACCAAAUGCCCGGUUGA
This is a messenger RNA of Mya arenaria, 726 nucleotides long. RefSeq names its product putative nuclease HARBI1. The record is from RefSeq and is a predicted model, not a curated record. The transcript has 5 exons. NCBI's taxonomy places the organism in Eukaryota, Metazoa, Mollusca, Bivalvia, Myida, Myidae. Bases 1 to 726 code for a protein of 241 amino acids.